Ctenopharyngodon idella (grass carp) is the source of this 2560-nucleotide messenger RNA. RefSeq lists its product as uncharacterized. The transcript has 5 exons. Bases 63 to 1031 code for a protein of 322 amino acids. The record is from RefSeq and is a predicted model, not a curated record. Lineage: Eukaryota; Metazoa; Chordata; Actinopteri; Cypriniformes; Xenocyprididae.
GGACUUAUUCCGGAAAAAUGUGAAAAAGGCUAGUUUAUAUAGCGAAAUUUACCGGAGGACACAUGUUGAAAAAAAAAAUUAUUGUUUGUGUGUUCGCAGUGUUUGCGUUCCUCGUGCACGGUGUGUCUGAUACAGAUGAAGUGUCAGUGAAGAAGGGAGAUUCAGUCACUCUACACACUGGUGUGACAAUAAACAAACAAGACAGAAUUAAGUGGUAUUUUAAUGGCAUUCGCAUCGCUCAAAUCAAUGGAGAUCUCAGUAAGACCUGUACAGAUGUUCAGUGUAAUGAAGGUACUGAGAGCUUCAGAGACAGACUGAAGCUGGAUCAUCAGACUGGAUCUCUGACCAUCACAAACAUCACAAACACAGAUGAUGGAGUUUAUCAACUAAAGAUCUUUGGCAGCAACAGUGAAAAGAUCCUUGCUAUUGUUGUUCAUGAUGUUGCUGCUGAAGUGAAGAGAAUGUCAGUGAAGAAGGGAGAAUCUGUCACUUUAGAGGCUCCUCUAUUAAAAAACCCAAAUGAUGUGAUGACGUGGUAUUUUAAUGACAUUCUCAUCGCUGAAAUCAUUGGAGAUCAGAGUAAGAUCUGUACAGAUGAUCAGUGUGAUGUGAGAUUCAGAGACAGACUGAAGCUGGAUCAUCUGACUGGAUCUCUGACCAUCACAAACACCAGAAACACAGACUCUGGAGAAUAUAAAGUAGAGAUCGUCAUUGGCAACAGCAGAUUCAGCAUCACCAGCAUUAAGAGCUUCAGUGUUGCUGUCAACGGUGAGGAUUCAGUUUGGUCUUCAGGUCUUACAGCAGGAAUAUGUGCUGCUGUUGUUGUUCUUCUUCUGGUGUCUGGAGCUGUUUACUAUCGCCUCAGGAGAUCUAAAAAAGAUGAAGAAAAACCUAAUGAGCGGAGAGGAUCCCAACUGGAUCAGUGUGAUGAUACCACAACAUUAUUCCAGCCAAAGGAAACUGUCAAAAACAUUCUAAAAAUCACUGUGUCUACACCAGAUGUGACCGUCGCAAUCCCCCACAACAGCUAAAGGCUGUCUACACUGAACGCGACAAACUGACCGUUGCAGAGCACUUGGACUACAUCAGAAAUAGAACAGGGAAUCUGUUUACUGUCGGGAAUUUGUGUUGCGUUGCACAGCUCCACAUCCAGUGUAGGCAAAAUCACUUAUUAUAAAGCCCAAAGUAUAGUUCACUUUUUACAUGUACCCGAGGGUCAGCGUACAGUGCUCAAGAGUACAUCUGUACUGUACUCUGUAUGCGCAGGUCACACGCAAAUUUAAUUUGUUUUGUAGUAAUUAGUUUAUCCACAAGGUGGCAACCUUGCCCUGUGGGCGUCAAUUCAAAAGGUAGUCAAAGAAAACCUGUAUAAACAGAACAGACCGGAACGCAUGCAAGCUACAGCGAUGAUAGAGGCCUACAUAGACGAGAGAUUGUGUGAAGAGGUUAGAAAGUACCAUCAUUUGUACAACUCUAGCAUGAAAGAAUACAAAGAUGUUUACAUGUGUUGGAACUUGUGGCGAGAGAUUGCUCAAAACUGCACUUGCGUCGAACGCCUGUGUACGCGUAAAGUGAAGUAUACGUUUCAAGGCUGUGUGUUUGUCUGUGUGCAUACACUAGAGUACGUGUAAAAAAAAAAAAAAAAAAAAAAAAAAGUAGUAUACUUGGGGCAUAAUGGGUUUUAUUGUCUUUUGUCGCAUUGUGUCGCUCGCGUCCGAUGUAGACGUGGUGUAAUAGCUUUUUUUCUGCUUUAUAUUUAUAUCACUAUUAAUCUACUUCUAGCAUUCAGCCUUUUUGCUAAACUUUUGCAACAUAUGCUUUGCGAUAUUUAGAGCCAGGGAAACUGAACUCAGUAUUCAACGGUGUAUAAACCUUUAAGACUGACCAGCUAUGAGCUCUCAGUCAAUGCCUCUAUUGAAGCCACUUUAAUUAUCAGUAACAAAAUCCCUGUAAAUUACUACACUACCCAUAUUAUAUUGAUGUUUUUCACUCACUAUGCAUUAUGGGCUUCAUUUCCUCUUAAAAGAGGAAGUCUUAAACCCAGUCUUAAAUUUUUAUAUACUCAUAUACCCUUUAUAUACCCUUAAAUUUUUAUAUACAUUUUUUUUAUACCCUAUUCUCAUGCACCUUUUUUCUUUAAAACAAAGUUUUAUAUUAUUGUGAUUCAGCUCAUGUCAUGGAAAAAGUCAUCUCCUCUUUGCAAGAAAUCACAGAGUUCCAGAUGCCAAAGCUUAGACUUUAUUGGUGGAGACAAUAAAGCCGAGAUGCCUCCAGAAUAUCUAACAGUUACACUCAUAACUCUCAUAUUAUACUGCAUUUUAUAUAUACAGGUGUUUGCCACAUCUUUUCAUCUUCAGACAGUCUAAAAAAACAACAACAACAAAAAAAUGUGGCAUUGAAAUCACAUGUUGAAGGCCAAAGAACAGAUUACUAUUAUGCAGGUGAAGGAAAAUACAUACAAUGUAAAUUACACGUGCCUUAAAUCAUAUAUAUUAUGCAAUAAAUAAAUAUAUAUAUAUAAUAUAUCUGAAAUGUCUAAUAAAAAUAUACUCUUCUCAAA